Messenger RNA from Neoarthrinium moseri, 4014 nucleotides. RefSeq lists its product as uncharacterized. The coding region runs from base 1 to 4014 and encodes 1337 amino acids. The transcript is spliced from 3 exons. NCBI's taxonomy places the organism in Eukaryota, Fungi, Ascomycota, Sordariomycetes, Amphisphaeriales, Apiosporaceae. Gene Ontology annotation, molecular function: ATP binding; ATP hydrolysis activity; ABC-type transporter activity. The record is from RefSeq and is a predicted model, not a curated record. Gene Ontology annotation, biological process: transmembrane transport. Gene Ontology annotation, cellular component: membrane.
AUGAGCGGACAGGCGACACAGGAGAACGUGGCGGGCGCCGACGCCGUCGCAGCACCAUCGCCAGACGCGAAAGUCGAAGCAAAGGAGACAGCACAGCCGAAACGUUCUUUCUUUGCAGGCUUCGUCAGCUACUUUCGCCUGCUUUUCUACGCCGAGCCUUCGUUCACCGAUGUUGCGCUGCUCCUUGUCGGCGUGUUCUCUGCGGUAGCAGCAGGUGUACCGUUUCCCCUCAUUGGAAUUGUCUUCGGUCAACUUUUGGACGAUCUCAACUCGGCGACUUGCGCCAAUGGCUCCUCCACCGAUGCCGCACAGUACCAAUCCAGCGUGAACCAGAAGGUGCUCCUCGUAGUAUACAUCGCCAUCGCUCAGUUCGUUUGCAUCUAUCUCUACAUUCUGUGCUGGAAUCUCUUCGGCGACCGACUGGCCCACCGAUUACGAGCAAAGUACUUCAGAUCCAUCCUCAAGCAGGAAGUUUCCUACUUCGACAAACUACCCGCCGGCGAUGUCUCGUCAAGGCUCACCAACGACAUCAAAACCAUUCAAGAUGGCACGUCCCAAAAAGUUGGCCUUGUUCUCGGCGUAUUAUCAAUGUUCACCACAGCGUACAUUGUUGCCUACGUCAAGUAUGCCAAGCUUGCCGGCAUCCUCACGGCACUAUUGCCAGCAUUUAUGAUCAUGGGAGUGCUCGGCUCACACUAUGUUGGUAAAUACUCAGGGCUUGUAUCAAAGCACAUGGCCGAGGCCUCGGGUAUUGCGCUCGAAUGCUUGAAUAAUAUCAUGGUCGUCCAAGCUUUCAGGGCCAACGGUCGACUGGAGCAGCGAUUUGCCGAGAAGCUAAGCUCAGCCCGGAAGGAUGGCAUCAAGAAGGCCAUGGCAACGGCAGCCCAGUCCGGCAUGCUUUACUUUCUGGCAUUUGCAGCCAACGGUCUGGCAUACUGGCAAGGUAGUCGGUUUAUUGCCGACGUGGUGGACGGGUCCCUCACUGGCAUAACCGUCGGAACAACUUAUACCAUCAUCUUCGUCAUCGUUGAUGGCACCCUUGUCCUCAGCCAAAUGGCCCCAUUUCUACAGAUCUUUGGUGCUGCCGCCGCGUCUUUCCAGCGUCUCGAGGAAGACAUCAAUCGCACAUCUCAAAUAGAUGGAACUGUUCCGCCCAGUGACGACGCAACACCUGCGUGUGAAGGCGAUUUCAGACUUGAAAAUGUCGACUUUACCUACCCUUCACGUCCAGACGUCCCUGUUAUCCAAAACGUAUCUCUACACUUCCCCGCUGGAAAGCGCACUGCGGUUGUUGGCCUGUCUGGGAGUGGGAAAUCGACUCUUGCAGGACUACUUACGAGACUCUACGAUCCCGACGCUGGCACAGUAUACCUUGACGAGAGGCCCCUACGUGAUUACAAUGUCCGCCAGUUGAGAAGCCAUAUUGGACUUGUGCAGCAAGACCCUUCACUUCUGGACCGAUCAAUCUUGGAAAACAUCGCGCUCGGCCUGGUCAACUCCUCGCGAGCGGAGCACACUAAGUACUUGCCAAUUCUAUUGGGAGACUCCCUAUCAAAGAUUGCAGAGGCCGUUCGAGGUGGGCAGGAUCUAAAUGAAGCAACUUCGUCGCAUGGGCAGCUCGCCGUCGAAGUCAUUGAUAUGGCGCAGCACGCCGCAACAAUGGCCGACUGUGGCAUCUUUCUUGGAAACCUAGAGUUUGGUUUGGCAACUGUGGUAGGCCCGAAUGGAGACCUGCUCAGCGGCGGACAAAAGCAAAGAGUUGCCCUCGCCCGAGCUCUGGUGAAGGAUCCCAGGGUUCUUCUACUAGAUGAGGCUACCUCAUCGCUAGACUCUGCCAGUGAGCAACGCAUCCAGAAGGCAAUCGAGCAAUUCACCGCUGGGAGAACCGUGAUUUCCAUUGCGCAUCGCCUAGCAACAGUCAAGACAGCAGACAACAUCGUAGUCAUGCGCAACGGAAAGGUUAUCGAGCAAGGCACCCACACGGAGCUACUCACAAAAGAUGCAGACUAUGCGGCGUUGGUACGACUUCAGAGCAUGAGCUCGGAGACAUCCAGUCUCAGCACCAAUGAGACAACUAAGGAUGUUGAGCGUACCUUUGAUGAAGUGAAAGAAGCGCCAAGCAAGGAAGUCGAGGUAUCUUCCGAGGCAACAGCUAAUGAAGCGGACGAGAACAAACCUCAAUCUGCAUCGGGAGCAAAGCCAUCACGAACCUUUGGAGCCACGUUGAAGACUAUCGGCUUCUAUACUCGGCCCUAUUCCCUCUGGCUGCUGGUCGCUUUUGCUGGUUCCGCCAUGGUAGGAGGUGCCUACUCCGGAUCAGCAUCUAUAUUCGGCAACACUGUCGGAGCUCUCAGUCCUUGCAAAGAGCCCGGCAGCAUUAGGACAUCUGGUGCAUUCUUUGGUCUUAUGUUCUUCAUCCUCGGAAUCAUCGAGUUCUGCGCUAAUGGCAUGAGUUGGUCGUCUUUUGGAUACGUCGCCGAGAAGGUUCUUUAUAUUGUCAGAAGGCUCUCCUUGCGUUCUUUGUUGGAACAAGACGUCCAUUGGCACCAAUCCGAGGGCAGAUCACCGUCCACGCUACUGCAAUACAUCACACUUGACUCGAAUGCCCUCGGAGCGCUCACUGGGUCCAUCAUCGGAACUUGCUUCACAAUCGUCGUCAACUUCCUCGUCGCUCUGAUCCUGACACACAUCCUCGCUUGGAGGAUAGCGCUGGUCUGCCUCGCUGUUGUUCCACUUAUGCUUGGAUCUGGCGUCAUGCAGCUCCGUAUUCUAGGCAAAUUCACUGCCAAGCAUGAGAAGGCCUUUUCUGAGUCAAUCGGAAUUACAGUCGAGGCAGUCAACUCCAUCAAAACCGUGGCAGCCAUGUCCCUCGAGGGGGAGGUCCUUGAGACGUACUGGCGCUCCCUCCGCAAUCCCAGAAAAGACAUGGUGCGGACCAACAUAUGGGCAAAUCUGUUCCUGGCGCUCACGCACAGUUUCGCGCACUUCGUAUAUGCCCUUGCCUACUGGUGGGGCUCGAAGCAGAUCAUUGAGGGCUAUUACACUCAGACUCAGUUCUUCAUCGUGUUGGUCGCCCUCCUCGUGAGCGCCCAGCAGUGGGGCCAACUGUUCACGCUCGGCCCCGAGGUUGCAAAUGCUGCCAGGGCUGCUGGGCGUAUCUUUGACCUCGUGGAUCAAGGAUCGACCAAUUCUAUUGAGCCUAAAUCGUCUUCCGGUGGAGAUCCGGAAGCUGCCCAUGAAGGGGAGAAAGUGAGUCCUCGCAUCGAAGGAGGCAUGCGAGUGAAGUUUAAGCAACUCCUGUUUUCAUACCCAGCACGACCUGGGCGCCAGGUCUUGAAGGGGUUGGACAUCGAUGUUCAACCAGGCCAGUUCUGUGCCCUCGUCGGACCUAGUGGAGCUGGCAAGUCUACAAUCAUUUCUUUGCUGGAACGAAUGUACCGACCAGAGUCGGGUUCCAUCGAGGUCGACGGCGUGGACAUUGCUGCCAGGAAAGAGCCAAUCUUUAGAGACGACAUCGGACUGGUUCCCCAAGACAAUAUUCUGUUCGAAGGCAGCAUUCGUUUCAACAUUGGGCUGGGAGCCCGACCAGGACAUGAGCCAUCCGACGCUGAGAUCGAAAAUGCCUGUCGGCUGGCAAACAUCCACAACACCAUCAUGUCUCUGCCGGACAAGUACGAAACCCAAUGCGGCUCCAAUGGCGGGCAGCUAUCCGGCGGCCAGAAGCAGCGGCUCGCUAUAGCAAGAGCACUCGUCCGAAAGCCACGCUUGCUGCUCCUGGACGAGUCCACCAGUGCGUUGGACGCCGAGUCCGAACGCUUGUUGCAGGAUGGCUUGGACAUGGCGACGAAGGGGAUCACGGUGAUUGCUAUAGCUCAUCGCCUGCACACCAUCCGCCGAGCCGAUGUCAUAUUCAUGAUCGAAGACGGCAAAUGCGUGGACAAGGGUACGCAUGAGGAGUUGCUGCAGAGGAGCGAGAGCUAUCGCGUGAACGUCUUACACCAGACGUUGGGGUGA